UUGCAUUGUUUUCCUUCGGUGUCAAAAAUUUUCGUUUGCGCUGCUCAGUAUUUUACAUCGAAUUUAAUUGCAGCUAUUUGAGUCCAUCAGAAUUAAAAGUGUGUAAAACCCCUGACAAGCUCAGGAAAUUACCUACAAAAAUAAAAACAAAAAUAUUAGUAAUAGUUCUUGCAAUACAUUGGCCUGCUAGUGAAUUGUCAAAAAACGACAUAACUUAUUGUCACCGCUGUCUAAUAGGAAUCGACUACAUACAAGAAUGGCCUCUACAAUGCAGCUAGAGUUUUCGCAGGCCAUGUCUGAUUUUAAGACGAUGUUUCCAGACAUGGAUCGCGAAGUAAUUGAAGCGGUUUUGCGCGCAAAUCAAGGGGCUGUAGAUGCCACAAUUGAUCAGCUAUUAGCUAUGUCGACGGAUAAUCAAAAUGAAAAGCUGCGUAAUGAAUUGGACGCAAAAACAUCACCACAACGGAGUCUUAUAAAUCUUCAUGGCAUAGAUAAUCAGCCUCCAACAGCACAAUUAAUUGAUACAUCUGACGGAUGUUCUACAAUUGCACCAAGUAGUCAACAAAAUGCAGCAGCUGCUGCUAAUGCUGUGUUAUUGAAUCUCAGCAGCAAUAAUGGUGUAAGCUCAUCACCUAAUCAUAAUACUGGUGCAUCGCCCAAACAGCGACUGGUAAGUGCCAACAACAAAUCAUCUGCAAAUGUCACACCAAAACGUAGUGGUGGUCAUCAUGGUACGCGACGUUGGAAUCCACCUAUGCUCGGCCCACUACCGGCAGGCUUUCUAAGGAUCACACCAAGUGCACAAGAUGGAAUAGUGCGUGAUUUUGACUUGCCAGACGAACAAUUCGCAAUGAUGUUACAAAAUGAGGAAUUUAUGAAUCAGUUACGAUGGAAUCAGGAAUUUAUGAAUGCGUUGGAAAAAGAGCAAUGCGGCAAAGGCAAAGGUGAAGAUGACGCUGCAUUCAAAGAAAGAUUGAAGCAUAUGGGAAAGGUGUCCCGAAAAAAGUUUUUACAAAUGGCACGUGUGUUUACAUGGCAGCGUAACAAAAAAACAACAACAGCCAAGCAAAUAGAUUCACUACCUCUGAAGGAGGAGCCCAGCGACGACGAGGAUCACCAUCAUGUGCAACCUUUACAUGCGAUUGCAAUUAUCUAACGUGAUGCUCAUAAGCUUUCCAUGCCGAUAAUGUAUAUAUAUACAUAUGUAUUUAUAUAUAUCUGUGGUUGUAAAAGACGAACGACAAAUUCCAAAUGUACACAAAGCGUUAAAAUGGUAGAUUUUAUCUUAAGUAAACUAAGUUAUCAAAAAAUGCUUUAAAUAUUUUGUUCUCGAAUGAAUUGCGAACAAUAAUGGUGUGAUCGCAUAGGAACAAAGAGAUGCGUAAUGUAUAUUAGAAGUGCAAUAAAGAGUGCAACUAUAAUUGAAA
Bactrocera tryoni is the source of this 1427-nucleotide messenger RNA. Its product is annotated as CUE domain-containing protein 1. NCBI's taxonomy places the organism in Eukaryota, Metazoa, Arthropoda, Insecta, Diptera, Tephritidae. The record is from RefSeq and is a predicted model, not a curated record. The coding region runs from base 257 to 1156 and encodes 299 amino acids. Gene Ontology annotation, molecular function: ubiquitin binding. The transcript is spliced from 2 exons.